Messenger RNA from Salvia miltiorrhiza (redroot sage), 1612 nucleotides. Its product is annotated as late embryogenesis abundant protein At1g64065-like. Lineage: Eukaryota; Viridiplantae; Streptophyta; Magnoliopsida; Lamiales; Lamiaceae. Bases 884 to 1495 code for a protein of 203 amino acids. The transcript has a single exon. The record is from RefSeq and is a predicted model, not a curated record. Gene Ontology annotation, cellular component: plasma membrane.
UAAGUUUUUAUUUGAGUGGAUAAAUUUCAAGUUUACUAAAAGAAAAUGGCUACUUUCAUGUAUUGACUCAAAAAUUAAUCUAUCUUCUAUAAAAAUAAAUUAAUAUCUCUAUAUUAUUUUAAAAGAAUUUUUUAUCUUUUUCUGAAAAUUAGACUGAGCUAUUUAAUACUCCCUCCGUCCAUGAAAGAACUUCCUAGGAGGGAGUGGCACGGGUUUUAAGAAAAAAUAUUGUUGAGUGUAUUGAGAGUGGAUAAAAGGUAGUUGAGUGUAUUGAGAGUGCUGAAAAUGUGUUAUAAUUAAUAUUGGGAGUUGUGAAAAGUGAAAAGUAAGAGAAUUAUAAGUGGUGGGGUAUAGUCCAAAAAUAGGUAGGAAGUUCUUUUGUGAACGUUCCGAAAAGAAAAGAUAUGAAGUUCUUUCGUGGACGGAGGGACUAUAUAGGACAAAAUUUUGGGGUUGCACUGAGCUAGAGCUCAGAGUACAACCCCAAUAAAGAUCCACCACUGGAUAUAAUGGAGCCCAGUGCAACCGCAAUGAAGAUCCCGGCCCCACUGGACAUAAUGGACCAGUUGUAUGGAGUUGGACCUUGUGCAUAUCUAUUUUCCGACCCCAUCCAAUUAAGGAGUAUAAAUUUCUUCGAAAUAUUUAUCAACUAUCUGCCGCCUUUGAAGCUUUCUCAUUAAUAUUGCUCAACCCGUCCACUUCAAUUCAUCUCCAAAUCAACAUCUCUCUCUUGUGCGUAAUGCAAAUGUUGAUGAUUCAAUAAAGUAAUCACAACUUGCAUUUACAAAAAUUCUCUGAUUUCUUUGAAAUACACUUACAAAAAGCUUGUACUAACAAAAUCCUACUAUUAUAUUUAUACAUCCAAGAAAAAAAAAAAAAAGGUAUGGAGGAAGAAAACCAUCUAAAUCCAUCACCAAAAAAUCAUCAAAAAAUCCAUGAAUUUGCGAGGAAUAAACAAGAAGGCGGAAGCAAAACCGUAGUUUAUAUUCUACUCGCCGUGGUUCUACUAAGCAUCGCCUUCCUAAUAUUCGGCCUCGUCGUGCUCCGAAUCAAGGCUCUCACUCUCCGCCUAUCAAACGUCGUCGUAAGGGACCUGCGCCACACAUCUUCGUCGCUGAACAUGACCAUGAUCGCCGAUAUCACCCUCCACAACAUGAAUUUCGGCCGCUUCCAGUUCCGCGGCGGAAGCGCUGCUUUGUUGUACUGCAACGCCACGUUUGGGGCGGCGAGCAUCUCCGCCGGCGGAGUUGGCGGCCGAGGGCGGAGACGGAUCAGCGCGACGGUGGAGAUGAUCAUCGGCGGGCCGCCACCGGUGAAUUAUAUGAAUAUUAGCAGAGAUAUUGAAUCGAAUUUGGUGAGGCUGAUGAGUGUGGCGGAAUUGCGAGGUGAAAUACGUGUGAUGAAGAUCGUGAAUAGGAUUAGAACUGCUUCGAUGAAUUGUAGCAUGGAUUUGAAUCUCUCGGGCCAACAAGUCCAGGGGUUAUCAUGUCAGUGAAGAACAAUUAAUUUCUCAAUCGAUAAAUAUAUAUCUCAUAGUUUUUAUUUUAUUUAUUUAUUUCAUUAAUUACAUGUAAUUGUGUUCAAUUAGAUCUUGCUAGCUUUUGUUAUUUGA